Messenger RNA from Grammomys surdaster, 1918 nucleotides. Its product is annotated as E3 ubiquitin/ISG15 ligase TRIM25-like. Bases 4 to 1872 code for a protein of 622 amino acids. The transcript is spliced from 8 exons. Gene Ontology annotation, molecular function: zinc ion binding; protein binding. The record is from RefSeq and is a predicted model, not a curated record. Lineage: Eukaryota; Metazoa; Chordata; Mammalia; Rodentia; Muridae.
ACCAUGAAACAGCGGCCACAGAGAAAGGUGAGAAGACAACGGUCAUCAGUCAACAGGGCAGCAAAGUAUCUGGCUCUUAUUGACAUGCAGAAGAUCUCCCGACCAGCCCAGGACAAACCCCCCUCACAGCUGUCUUCCCAGUCCUCCAGAGCCCCACUCCAGCUCCUGAUGAACAACACCAGCAGUCAACACACGUUGGAAGACCAAGUCCUCUGUCCCAUUUGCCUGGAGGUGUUCCGCAACCCAGUCACUACCGCCUGCGGCCAUAACUUCUGCAUGACUUGCAUUCAGAGUUUCUGGGACCACCAGGCUGCCAUUGGGGAGACUUACUAUUGCCCCCAGUGCAGAGAGGCCUUUCCUAGCAGGCCCCGCCUCUGCAAGAAUGUCAUCCUCGGGGAGAUGGUGGCUUGCUUCACCCAGGCCAAGAGCCAGACCUCAGGGAACUUGUGGGGCCUGGCUGGCCCCACAGAUGUGCCCUGUGACUUUUGCUCUCCGCAGAAGCUGAGGGCAGCCAAGUCAUGCUUGCAUUGCGUGGCUUCCUUGUGUGAGAAACAUCUGCGUAGCCACUUUGAGGACCAGCUGUUCCAAGACCACCAGCUGUUGGAGCCGGUGUGGGACCUCAAGAACCGCUUGUGCCGCAAGCACCGCAAGCUCCGGCAGCUGUACUGCCGCACGGAGGGCAGCUGCGUGUGCGGAGCCUGCCUAUUGGAGGAACACAAGAACCACGAUACCACCCCCCUGGAGGAUGAACGGGCCCGCAAAGAGGUGGAAGUUCGGAAGAUUCAGGCCAAUGUGGAGAAUCAGAUGCUGAUCAUUGCCUCGGACAGCCAGAAACACCAGGGUCGAGUGAGUUUUCUCUCGAAAUUGAUUCAGACUAUGCGAGACGAGGUGAACACCUGCUUCUCAGAAAUCCUCCAUGAGAUCAAACAGCUGCAGAUGAAGGUCUUGGAUUUUGUGGAGAAAGAGGAGGCAACUGCCCUGGGAAAGCUGGGCAACUCUAUCCAGCAAAGCCACAACCGGCUCCUGAAGUUGGAGGGGGACAGCAUCUGGCUGCACAGUCUGCUCAACAACAGGAGUGAUGAGCAGUUCCUACAGGAGUUCCCCAGACUGAAGCACUUCCCUGCCUGCGUGGAACCCUUGCUAGGCACCAACUGUGAGGAGACACAGAGCUUCCUUCAGCUGCCAGAGACCCUGGCCCAGCUCCGAAUCAGGCUGAUGGACAUCGGUCUCAGCUUCAUCAACCAGCUGCUCUUGAAGGGCAUCAGGAUGAGCGCCUAUGAAGUGCUGCCCUCAACUGUGGACAGAAAGACACUACUCCAGAAUUACUGCAACCUGAACUUUGACCCCUCCACGGCCAGCGAAGAGCUAUUCUUGUUCAAAGAAACGCACUCGGUGUUGAACUUGGGCAUCCUUCUGGAGCCCUCGACCACCCCUUUACCGGGCUUCAAGCAGUGGCCCCAGGUUCUGUGCUGCCCAGGUCUGUCUAAAGGCUGUCACUACUGGGAGGCCGAGGUGUCCAACUCGUGGAUGUGCCUAGGGGUCACCUACCGUCGUAGCCCUUCGAUGAGCGGUCGCCCCCGUCGCAACAUCGUCUACCUACUGGGCCGCAACCCCUACUCGUGGUGUCUGGAGUGGGACUCGCUCAAGUUCUCCGUGUGGCAUAACAACACACAGACGGUGCUGCACGGCUCUUACCACCACACGCUCGGCGUGGCGCUGGACUUUGGGGCCGGCUCCCUGUCCUUCUAUGGCGUGGCGGGCGAUGUGAGCCUCCUCUACCGCUUCCUCACCUCCUUUCUCGAACCUCUGUACCCCGCGGUCAUGGUCAGCAGCGGAGCAUCGCUUACACUCAGGCAGUACCCUGAGGCAUAGGCAGCGCCCGCCGGCCCAGGCUGGCUGCCAAUAAAGUUAGACUCUA